Molecule: messenger RNA, 13484 nt
Organism: Aethalodelphis obliquidens (Pacific white-sided dolphin)
Lineage: Eukaryota; Metazoa; Chordata; Mammalia; Artiodactyla; Delphinidae
Gene: SH3PXD2A
Product: SH3 and PX domains 2A
Exons: 9
Coding region: 3956-6862 (968 amino acids)
Biological process (GO): superoxide anion generation
Cellular component (GO): cytoplasm
Molecular function (GO): phosphatidylinositol binding; superoxide-generating NADPH oxidase activator activity; protein binding
Source: RefSeq, a predicted model, not a curated record
UCCCGGACCAGGGCUCGAACCCGUGUUCCCUGCACUGGCAGGCAGAUUCUUAACCACUGCACCACCAGGGAAGCCCCUGCAUGCUGGUUUUGAGGCUUCAGAGGAACCUAAGCCCCGCCUCUCCUCCCCAAAUCUCCCAUUUCCUGUUUGCUUUGUAAACAGUCUACAGUUUACAUAGGGCAUUAACCCCAUCACCUUAUACCAUGCUCAGAACAACCCCACAAAGUAGGUACUGUUAUUGUUCCUGUUUAUGGAUGAGGAAGCUAAAGCUCAGAGAGGUUAAGUGUCCUCUGCAGAGUCACAGAGCUAAUAAGGACAAGGCAGGACUGGACCUCAGACCCUCAGACUCCAGUCUGAUGCUCUCGCGUCACGACUCUCAGGCAAUUAUUGUGUCCGGUGCCGUGUCCUAUGGCUCCAGUCCUGAGGCGUCUGUCUACCCUCAUCAGGGAGACUCUUGUCUAAAGCAUAUGAUCUGGUUGGGGAGCAGUGCCCCACAAGAAAAUCCAGUGCAUGACAGGAGCAAGCACUGUAGCUGAGUGAUUGGAUGGUUCCUGGAGGGGCGGAGAUGGUUGGGUAGAAUUGGGGUUGGUAAAGGGGAAAGCAUUCCCAGCAGGGGGAACAGCUAAAGCAGAGGCUUGGACAUAAGAACCAGCAUAGAAGAGUGUGACUGGCACACAGUGGGUGCUUGAUAUCUGUGUGUUGGAUAAAUGAACGUUGCCUGGAUCAGAGGAGAUGUGUGUCAGGGAACUUGGGGAGCUCAGGUUGUCAAGAAAGACUGAGCUUGAAUUUGGCCUUUCUUCUUUAGGCAGCAGGGACCCAGUGAAGGUGCUGGAGCAGUGGAUUGACUUAGCAAAAGCCUCAUUUAGAAGCCUAAGUUGGCAGGCAGGAGCCAGGGGUCCAUCCAGUUGGUAGCUAGAGGAAUGCAGGUGUGAGGCAAGCGUGGGGCAGGGCUCUGGGGCACUGCCAGAGCCCCAGCAGAUCCAGCCAGGGGCUCUGAGAAAGGCACAAAGGUGAGAUGGAUGAGACCCUGACAGAAGGUCCCCUUCCAAUCUGGGAGGGACUCUUCUCUCUAUAAGGAGUACUCCCCUUCUCCAUGCCACUGCCAAACGCUUCCUAUCUGAAGACAGGAGGCUCGCUCCACUGCAUCUCCCCCUCCCUCGGGCUGACUCCUUCAGCCCCCAGUUUUCCAGGCCUUGGCUGGGAGGGGAUCCAGAGCAGCCUCUGUGGGAUGACAUCACCCACCGGCCUGCCUGCCGAGUGUUUUCUCAUCUGGAUACCUGCUCCCAGCUCACACCCGUCCGAGCAGCCCUGGGCAGGCAACACCCUAAGAGGUAGAUGCCAGAGAGCGUGAGCUUGUGCUGGCGGAGGGGAGGGCAGUGAGGAAGACAGAGUGUCUGCCUGUGUGUCCAUCUGUCCGUCCCCUAGGCUGUGUGCUACUGCCUGUCUUCUGUGCUCUGGAACGCCUGGAGUACAUUUUCUUAACUUUUCUACCUGUGUCCCAGAGUGUCAGUCUUCAGAAAGCUCAGGCCAAUUUCCACGGGGCAGCGUGGAGGUGGGAGCAGUAUGUGGGUUUUUCCCCUUUGAAAUCUUGCCUCAGAUUUCCUUGGCUUGGAUUAAAAUGACCUGGUGUCUCCAUUCCCCAGCCCCCCGCUUACCCUCUCGAGCAGCUUUUGGCCACAAACCCAUCACUCCUUGUUUCUCCCUGCCUCUGUUUCCCCAUCUCCCCUUUUUCUGCCUUCCAGAAUUUAGUUCUCUAGUUUUCCCAGAUUUCGGAGGUGAGGCCCUGCCUGGUUUAUCCGUAUUGGCUAAAAGCAAGCCGUUAAAUCACUGUUCAUCUAUCUGUCCAUUCAUUCAUUCAUUUCCCCAACAGUUACAGAGUGCCUGCCCCCAGUGGGCACUGUGGUCUGGUCAACAGAUGCUACAAGAGUCGAGAAGAAACCCACACGCCAGUCUUUAUUAAGCAGCAACUAUGUGUCAGAUGUGGAGUGGGUUGGAUGAGGCAGGGCCCCUCCUCGGGGUCAGUGGCUGUCUAUAGGCCACACACAGGACCUGAGUCAGGACGCAAGCAGCGCUGUCAGGAGGACGUGGGUUCCAUCCCAGCUGUGUGACCUUAGGAAAAUUGCCUCAUGAGCCUUAGUCUGCCUGUGUGUGAAAUGGGGCUAGAACAAGGGCCUACACCUGGGUUGUUCUGAGGAUCAGAUAUGGUCUGCAUUAGGUAGUGAGCACUAAUGAAAGCUUGCUAUUAACUGUCAGCAUCAUCUGGGCUCUCAGGCUUUGGAAGCUCUCUAACCAGCUGGAGAACUCCUGUCUUCUGUUUGUAUCUUGAGUUUUCCUUUCCCACAAACUGGAAAGGGAGCCCCUGUGUCCCACAAGGGCAGGGGCUGGCCCUUUUUGUGCUGGGUGCACUCACUACCAGCCCCCCCUCCCCGGGGACACAGCGGGAGGUAGUCUCUGUCAGCGCCGUGCCCAGCGCUGCCUCUGUGCAUCUAGCAGGGGUAGGCACAGAAGCUGGCCCAAUCUGAGUGCACAGCCAGGCCCACCCUGCUGCCUAGCUGUUGGUUGCAUUUUGGCCUGAAAUACAAUCUUGGCUUCGGAUGGGCUGCCUGGGGCAGUGCCUGUGCACAUCCAUGUGGCAGGCCUCAGCUGGGACAGGGUCCCUCCUGGGUCUCCAAAGGACUGAGCUGGGGCUGCAGGGGCUGCACCUCAUGGGAGAAAAUUGCCAGGUGCAGUGGGUUUCUUUCCCUUCCAUCGACCCCACCCUAGGUUGGAUGGAGCCUCCCGCACAGAAAGACCCAAAGAUCCAAGCAGCGUUUCUCACCCUGGCUGUGUAUGAGAACCACGGGAGAGGAGGGGGUGUCUAAAAAAUACCUGAGGCCAAUUCAGUCUGCAUCUCUGGGCGUGGGGCUCAGGCAUCAGUUACUUUAGAAGCUUCCCAUAUCUUGUGGGACCAAGUUGAGGAUCAUCGUGCUAGGAGAAUGGGAUGUCUGGAAACAAAUCAGAGACAGUUCUGUAAUGGAAAGAGAGAUGGGCUUGAACCUAAAACACUGAGUGAAUUUGGUUCUCUCCAUAGCAACUGUGUGAGCCGGGGCAAGCCUCUUGUCUUCUCUGGGUCUCUGAGGUGUCUUUUGUGAAGUGGGAAGGUAACAAGGUUGUUGUGGGGACAAAAUGGGACAGUGUAUGAGCCUGGCACAGAACAUUUGCCAAGUUAGACUCAGGCAUGUGGGGAAGGUAGCUACGGGCUGAAGCACCAAGGGGGGACCCUCUCAGCCAUUUCUAUAGCCAGACUGGUGGUGUGAAGCCCCCAGCCUUUCAGGAGACUGGUAGAUGUAUAGGGUGAUAGACACAGAGUCUAAGAAGUAUGCUAGGAAUUCCUCUAUGCCGGGGAGAUGGAGAGGGGGGUCUGGGAAGGCUUCCUGUAGGAGGUGACCAGUGGGUCUGUGGUUCAUGGAUCCUUUCAGCUCCUAGCCGGCCAUGUGUUAUCUUAGGUGCUGUGUCCCCACUGCACUCUAGUGAUGGUAAUAGUGAGGCGCAGAGAGCUUUCAGCAGCACAUUCAAUGCCGCACAGCCAGUGAGCCGAGAUGGGCACCCAAUCUGUCUACCUUCCAGCCUGGCGUUUGCUUAAUAAAUGUUGCACUGAUUCAGUGGCUAAAGAGGACAGAGAAGCUGCUCGCUCCCUGUCCUCUUCCUGCUUAGCCCCACCUUUUGACCCCUCAAGCUCCUGAAACUGCCAGGAGAGGGCAGCUGGUGGCUUCCGGGAGCCUGACCACAAGCCCCAGCAGAGCUUAAAGGCAGAGGGAGGCUGAGUCGGUCUCCAUGUGGCCGGAGGGCGGCAGCCAGGCCGGACGAUGCCCCGUCGGGAAGCGGGCCUGGGGGCACGGGCCUGAGGCUGGUCCUCGGGGGACCAGGCCCGUGGGCUCAGUGGCCGCACCUUGGUGCCGACACCCACGCCGAGCCCAUGAUCCUGGAACAGUACGUGGUGGUGUCCAACUAUAAGAAGCAGGAGAACUCGGAGCUGAGCCUCCAGGCCGGGGAGGUGGUGGAUGUCAUCGAGAAGAACGAGAGCGGCUGGUGGUUCGUGAGCACCUCUGAGGAACAGGGCUGGGUCCCUGCCACCUACCUGGAGGCCCAGAAUGGUACUCGGGACGACUCAGAUAUCAACACCUCCAAGACUGGGGAAGUGUCCAAGAGACGCAAGGCCCAUCUGCGGCGCCUGGAUCGCCGGUGGACCCUGGGCGGGAUGGUCAACAGGCAGCACAGCCGAGAGGAGAAGUAUGUCACUGUGCAGCCUUACACCAGCCAAAGCAAGGACGAGAUUGGCUUUGAGAAGGGCGUCACCGUGGAGGUGAUCCGGAAGAAUCUGGAGGGCUGGUGGUACAUCAGAUACCUGGGCAAAGAGGGCUGGGCACCAGCAUCCUACCUGAAGAAAGCCAAGGAUGACCUGCCAGCACGGAAGAAGAAUCUGGCAGGCCCAGUGGAGAUCAUCGGGAACAUCAUGGAGAUCAGCAACCUGCUGAACAAAAAGGCGUCCGGGGACAAGGAGACCACCCCAGCUGAAGGCGAGGCCCCAGAGGCCCCCAUCACCAAGAAGGAGAUCAGCCUGCCCAUCCUCUGCAAUGCUUCCAACGGCAGCGCCCUGGGUGUCCCCGAGAGGACCGUCUCCAAGCUGGCCCAGGGCUCCCCAGCCGUGGCCAGGAUUGCCCCUCAGAGGGCCCAGAUCAGCUCCCCGAACCUCAGGACAAGGCCUCCACCUCGCAGAGAGUCCAGCUUGGGGUUCCAGCUGCCUAAGCCGCCAGAGCCCCCUUCUGUUGAGGUGGAGUACUACACCAUUGCCGAAUUCCAGUCGUGCAUUUCUGAUGGGAUCAGUUUUCGAGGCGGACAGAAGGCAGAGGUCAUCGACAAGAACUCGGGUGGCUGGUGGUACGUGCAGAUCGGUGAGAAGGAGGGCUGGGCCCCCGCGUCGUACAUCGAUAAGCGCAGGAAGCCCAACCUGAGCCGCCGCACGAGCACUCUGACGCGGCCCAAGGUGCCCCCACCGGCACCGCCCAGCAAGCCCAAGGAGGCCGAGGAGGGUCUGGCGGGUGCUGGUGAGAGCCAGGACUCCCCGCUGAGGCUCAGGUACGAGGAGCCCGAGUAUGACAUCCCUGCCUUUGGCUUCGACUCAGAGCCAGAGCUGAGUGAGGAGCCCGCAGAGGACGGCAGCUCGGGGGACAGGCGGCCCGGCCAGCCCCACAAGCCCUCGCCCGCCUUCUCGCUGCAGCGCGCCCGCUUCAAGGUGGGCGGAUCUGCAGAGGACGUGGCCCUGGAGGAGGAGACCAUCUAUGAGAACGAGGGCUUCCGGGCAUGUGCAGAGGACGCCCUGUCGGCCAGGCGCUCCUCCCGGGACAGCGACUCCCCAGGCGGCUCCCCGCUGUCCCUUGCCAGGAAAAACUCCCCCAGAUCGGGCUCCCCCAAAUCGUCGUCGCUCUUGAAGCUCAAGGCAGAGAAGAACGCCCAGGCAGAACUGGGGAAGAACCACUCCUCGGCCUCCUUUUCCUCGUCCAUCACCAUCAACACCACCUGCUCUUCCUCUUCCUCCUCUUCCUCCUCGUCCUUGUCCAAGAACAGUGAGGACCUGAAGCGCCGUUCUGCCUCGGACGCAGGCAUCCGCGGCGCUCCCAAGGUCGGAGCGAGGAAGGAUGCUGACCCGAAGACUGGGCUGACCUCCUGUGCCCGGGCCAAGCCAUCAGUUCGGCCCAAGCCGUUCCUGAACCGCACAGAGUCCCAGAGUCAGGAGAAGAUGGACAUCAGCACUUUACGGCGCCAGCUGAGGCCCACUGGCCAGCUCCGGGGCGGCCUCAAGGGCUCCAAGAGCGAGGAUUCGGAGCUGCCCCCCCAGAUGGCCUUCGAGGGUCCCGGUGAGGGGUCCAGGAGAGGCUCGGCCGACCUCAUCACCCUCCCUGCCGCCACGCCCCCGUGUCCCACCAAGAAGGGGUGGGAAGGGCAGGCCACCUCCUACACGACAUGUAGUGCCUACCAAAAGGUCCAGGACUCGGAGAUCAGCUUCCCGGCAGGCGUGGAGGUGCAGGUGCUUGAGAAGCUGGAAAGUGGCUGGUGGUACGUGAGGUUUGGGGAGCUGGAGGGCUGGGCCCCCUCCCACUAUCUGGUGCUCGGUGAGAACGAGCAAUUCGACCCCCCUGGCAAAGAGCUGGACACAGUGGCCACCAAGAGCAAGCAGAACGAGGGCAAGUCAGACAGCCUGGAAAAGAUCGAGAAGCGGGUCCAAGCGCUGAACACCGUCAACCAGAGCAAAAGGGCCACGCCACCCAUCCCCUCCAAGCCUCCCGGCGGCUUCGUCAAGACCUCGGGCGCCGGGGUGGUGAAGAUGAGGAAUGGCGUGCGGCAGGUGGCCGUGAGGCCCCAGUCGGUGUUCGUGUCCCCACCGCCCAAGGACAGCAACCUGUCCUGUGCCCUGAGGAGGAAUGAGUCGCUGACGGCCACCGACGGCCUCCGAGGCGUCCGCCGGAACUCCUCCUUCAGCACUGCCCGCUCGGCAGCCACAGAAGCCAAGGGCCGCCUGGUCGAACGGGCCGCCAGCCAGGGCUCGGACCCUUCUCUGCUGCCCACUCAGCGCAACGGCAUCCCGGUGUCCCCUGUGCGCCCCAAGCCCAUUGAGAAGUCCCAGUUCAUCCACAACAACCUCAAAGAUGUGUACGUCUCGAUCGCAGACUACGAGGGGGAUGAGGAGACGGCGGGCUUCCAGGAGGGCGUGUCCAUGGAGGUCCUGGAGAGGAACCCCAACGGCUGGUGGUACUGCCAGAUUCUGGACGGGGUGAAGCCCUUCAAAGGCUGGGUGCCCUCCAACUACCUGGAGAAGAAGAACUAAUGAGGAGUGGUGGGGGGCCUAAGUCGUUGCAGCCUCAGUAUGGGUGAGCUGUGAGAGAAGACAAAAGGGAAAGGGAGAAUGGGAGGGGGUGGGGAGGACAACGUUAAACCUGCAGAAUGUGGGACCUCGAAGAUACUCCCCUCCAGGCUGUCCCCCAGCUGGAAGGUAGGGUCUGGUGGGGGCCCACAUUGAGCAGGGAGUGGAAGGGGCAGGGGUGUCCUGGGCCUGGGACCGGAGGCAAGAAAGCUGAGCCUCACACGUGCACCUUGGGGACUCUGCUGAUGGACUCGGCACCAUUUGGGACAGGCCAUGUAGGAAACCCCAACUUGUGCCUUGGCUGCAAAUCUGGAAAAGGUGUGGUUGUGCGGGCCUCCUGUGCCCUGCCCCUGCCUAGCCUGGCUUCCGUUGCUGGCAUCUUGUACCCCGGAAGUAGCCCUUGUAUCAUCCUAAUCUAUGUUUGUGAGUUACGCUGGUUUCCCAGGAAUCUCUGCCGCCUGCCAUGGGUGGGUGUGGUAGGAGAUACCACUGGCCCUGGGGCUGGGAGGCAUCUCCUGUGAGCUCAGGCUGUCCCUGGGCCAGGCCACUGUUUCUUGUUAGUUGAAGAAAAAGCAGUUCCCCAGCUGCCAGCAAGGACCACCAUUCUUAGCCGUCACUGCUGCUGGCCUUGAGAAGAGAGGCUGCCCUGCCUGGGGCACCCCCGUGGAGGACCACCAGCUCCAGUGUUCACAGAGAGGGCAGGUAGAGCCGUCGGUCUUUUCACAGUCUGCACAGACUUUAUUUUGGAUAUUUCUGGGUGGGCAGUUCUUUGCAGGUUUUGGGAGAGGUGUAUUGCUUUGGGCCUUCUAUGUCAGGCCUUGGGUUUUGGUCUUACUUUAGGAGUUGUUUGGGGACCCAAGGGCAGUCAGCCUCACGGGACGGGAUGGGUAGUGGAUGGCCUUUCUAUCAUACUCUUGUGGGGAGGUGGUUUGGUUUGUGUUUUGCAUUCUUCCCUCCACAAGCCAAAGUCGCUUCAUUUGGUUUCCACUGUGUGGACAGUACCGGUGCUUGCCAGAGGGAUCUCGGGCUGGAGGAGCCCUGGUCCCAGCCGUGGCAAAGCAGAGACGCUGCUCUCCCGGUUCUUGUGCAACCUCAGCAGGGCAGAACUCUCAGCAGGGAGGCGGGUGGUGUUCAGGAGAGGGGCAGCGAACGUUCCCCUGCCUGGGCAGGGCCCGAAGCCUUAUGUGAAGGCUGUGGAGCAGCAGCCAUCGCCCUCACCCUGGGCCCAGGGGAACCUGCUGGGCGGACACCACCAGGCACCCCCUGGCCUGCAAGCAAUAUCGCAGGUGCCCGAGGAGGCGAAGAUCCCUGGGCCAGGAGCCAACCUGGUCUUUCCGAGGGGCAGUGCCCCUGCAAAGAGAGAAGGGAGAGAAUGACGUCCCUGUCAACUCUGGGUGGUGUCUUUCAGUCGACACUUCAGAGGCCAAACUGGCUUCCCCAAGGACUCACUCUUCACUGGGAGUGGAUUUCCACACGUGCCUUUGAUUGUGGACAGAUCAGGCUUCACAGCCCCCGACUCAGCUGCCAGAUCCUGGACUAAGGAGGAAAGGCCCUCCCUCCGCCCACACUCCCCCCGCCCCCCAGGCAGCGUAUGAUGCCUGAAGAACAGCGGGGGACCCGCGCCUCGUGCCCUCAGCCCCCAGCCGCCCUGCCCUCCUCCUUCGCCGUACACUGACGCCUGGCAGCUCUAGCAAACUGCUCCCGUUCUAUGUUGAAAAGGCCGUGGUGAGAUUUUGCUUCCUUUUGUUUGUUUAAAAUUAAAAUUAGUUACUAUUUUCUUCUGCUGGACAGUAUUAAAUAGAGCAGGAUGUUGAGUUAUCUGCUAGACUGCAGUACUAAUGGUAGUGUUGUAGUGUCUUCAUAUUAAUAUUAUUUGGACUUAUUUGAACAAUAAUGAUAAAGAAGUGGUUCAUUAUUUUUUAAUUAAUGCACUUUAAUACGGUGGAAUGGAAAGAAACCCAGAGAGCAAAGUGCAUUACUUAAAGAUGCAGUAUAUACUUUUCUCAUUUUUAAGCAGCACAUAUUUAUUAAAAGAAAAAAAAGUAAUUUAUGAUUAUUUAAAAUAAAAUUUAAAAGUAGAGUGAUUGUCGGGUUAAAGGACCUUCCACGUAGCUAUCUUCCAGGGGGAUGGCCCCAGCGGCCUCACUCCUCAAUGUCUGCACUGAGCCAGUUCAAUCAGUAACACGCCAGCCAGGCCAGGAAGGAGUGCAGGACACAUCCGCUAAGCACAGAGCAUCUCAGUCGGACUGGACCACAGUGCUCCCCAGAGCCUAUCUUUCCCUGCCCUUCCUCACUGCACUGCCUUGUGGGACUCUCCACCACCCACAAGGCAGAUGUUCUCCCAGCCCCCCAAGGACCCUCUCUCCUUAAUCCCCAGUGCCCUUAAGUGAGUCAUUGUAAGUGACCUUCAGGGUCACUCCAUCCCAUACCCUCUUGUUACUGCAGCCCAAAGACAGGAAUUAGCUUUCCCCAAAUCACAUAGCUAGUUAACGGCAGACCUCCCCACUGCAUCCACCCCUGCACUCCUCCCCAGCCCCGCUAGAGUUUAUAGUGUGGUCAUCAUGUUUACAAUGUGACAUCCAGCCCCGAGGAUGGCUGGGGGUUGCUCAGGCAUCCAGGAAAAGUAGAGAAUGCUGCCACCUGGUGACAGCAUGUAGCUUUGGGCAGUGAACAGGGAUUGCCAUGCCCCGUCUUCGCCCCUUGCCCCUCACCAUCACCCCCUUACAGCACAGCACAAACCCUGCAAACCCAAAGAGAAUAUUAAUACUUGAAGCAAGAAGGGUGCAUGCCAGUCCCUCUCAGACAUGGCCAGGGGAUGCCAGGCCUUGUGCCCCUGGACUCCUAGCCCUGCCCAGGGCAAGAGGGCUUUUCCCUAGAGCUACUGAGCUGCUUUGUGACGUUGGAGGGUACUUCUGGCAGCAGGUAGAGGAGGGAGGGGUCUGUGGCUCUGACCCAUCUGGAGGAAAACCAGAUCGGACUUUAAAAGGUUUAAAAAAAAAAAAAUCUCAGCAGUGUCCAAACCUAGUUUUCCAUUAGUUGCGAUUGAAAAUGUGAAAUGACGUUGUAUUGCUGUAUACUGCAACUUUAAUCAAAAUGAGCCCUUCUGAGGUCAUUAUUGAGGUUUAUAUAAUGCCCGAAGAUGCAUCAUUUGGUGCUUUUCCUUUCAGUUUAAAGACUUUUUUCUUUUAUUACAAGGGAAAAAGAUGUCUUCAUCUCUCUCCCACUUUGUAACAGGGGCCUGGCUGGGCUCCCUGGCCCCAUCAUGCUGUUCCCACUAGGCCAAGGGACCCCGAGGGUGGCAAGAGGGAGCUGGAGGGGGCAGCCUGAACAGCAGGUGUGCCAUCUGCCCCAGCUGUGGCUGGGCCCUCUGGCCAGCCUUCAGCCCGUUCACCCCCAGCCUAGCCCCACAGGGUCCUCUUUCUUCCUUCUCCAUGCUCCAUCUUGACGAAGGCAUUAUAUAGAAUCGUUUUAAUCACUUUCAGAUGUUAGAGCAGCGUAUUUUACUGGCAUUUAUAUCCAUUGCUUUCCUCAGCAAGGCAUGUUACUAUUAUCAUCUAAGGAAAAAAGACAAGGGAAUUUCGGUCAAGCAUUAUUUUCACAUUACUAGUAUUUGCAGAAUAGGUGUAGAACUAUUUAAGUUUAGACCUUGGUUUGGUAGUUUGUUUUGUUUUUAUGGAAAAAAAGAUAAAGUAACCCCUACUUUUCCUGUUUUUGUAUUUAACUAAUAUAUUAUUUCUUUAAGGUUACUCACUUCCCCUACCCGCUCCAAAUACUUUGCAUUCUCAAUCGAAAAUGAAAACAAUCUGAGAGACAGGAAAAGUGCAAUAUUAUCAAGAGGGAUGCCAGGGCUUGUUGGGAUGGUGGCGGGAGAGCCAGCAACCCCGUCUCUCGCUAGGGGAGGUGGGGCUCCUGGAAGAAGUCGUAGCUGUGGAGCCUAUAGAUGACCUGGGUAUUGAUUUUUUUUACCCCUCCUCCCCUUCCCCCUUCCCUGGCAAGAUGGCAGGGGUCCCCGCCAGAGGGCAUCCCCUUCUGCUGGGUGUUGUCCGCCCAGAAGAGAGGGAUUCAGGGAAGUGGCAUGGGGCACUUGGCCUCCCCGGGGCCCCAGCCCCAGGCACAGAGCAAGGGCCUCCAGGAACCGUUCCUUGUUUUCAUUUCCGUUGUUUUUCAGCCAGCUGCUCAGAAAGACCUGUCCCCAAAAUAAUCCUUGGCAGCCCUCUCAUGCCAAUCUCUUGAUGUUUGGGCCAUGAUCCUUUCGAUGUAUGUUUGAGUCUUUCUAAAACUACGUAACCUCAAGUUCAGUUUAUGGGCAGGAACCCUCGAUGUAAUCAAACCCUUCUGGAGGGAUGUGGGUGCCUUGAGCCCAGCGUUCCCCAGUGACGCACCGAUUCCCACAAGCCUGCAGCUGGGCCUGGUGCUGAGCCAGGGCCACCCGUUCAUCUCAAUGACUUCAGCCCGAGCAAGGCGCGAGCCCUGCCUCUGCUCAACACCCCGACAGUCCCCAGAAGGGCCUGGAGAAGCGUCGGAGGAGCCUGCUGAGGUCCCUGCAGACAGAACUUCCCACUACAGGUACCAAGCCGCCGCCUCCUACCUGGGUGCCAGUAGAGAGGGGACAGGACGGGAAGUCUCUGGGUCCAAAGCUCUGCCCCUCAAGGCGACAGGGACAUCCUUGCGGGCUCAUCCCCUCCACCUCCAGUACUGUACGCUUGCUGCUCCAUCCCGUUCGGUGAAUUUCUGUACAAAUAGGAACCUGGCGCCCAGAGUGGGACCGCGCCCCCGUGUGGGGGUGGCUCUCCUUGGAGUGUAUACGUCUAUAGGUCCAAUCUUCAAGAAUCCCGAUGCAGAGCUCUCUGGAAAGAGAACCAUCCACAGUGCUAAAGAAUUAAGAUUCCCUCACUUUUUUGAGGGCUGUGUGUUGUUGAGGUAGAGAGAGUGUGUGUGUGUGUGCGCAUUCGAGUGCGUUAUGUGAGAGUGUUGGUCAUUUCCCACUUGAACUAAAGAACAUGGGGUUAGAGGAAAAACAUACUGGGCAAGCUGUCUCCAUUGAACAAGUCCUUGGCAUUGGGCAGGCCCCAAAGGACUCACAGCUUCUGGCAGCAAGCGUAUGUGUUAUUCACACGUGUAAUUCUGGCUGGAGAGUGCAAUGUGUCUUUUUUUUUUUUUUUUUUGGUAAUUAUUUUAUUAAGUAUUUAGUUGGAAACUUCACACUGGCAUUAACAGAUCUAGCAGAAGCAGCCUAGGCCAUCGUCCCGGGCUCCAAAAUGAAGAUGUGGAAAGGUGCCGCCACUGGGUGUGGAAGUGCCGAGGCGGUCAGAUGGGGCUGCCACCCGCAGUGUCUCUAGUAGGCUGACUCCCAGCCUUUGCCAUGCAUAUCGCCACUGUAGGAAUCCCCAUGUCAGGAGAGCAGCUGGCCCUCAGUUCUUAUAUUGCUGAGGGUGGAUCAGGCUGGUCGGGGCGAGAAAUUGGUCACCGUGAGCUCAGUGGACCUACCCGUGCGGGUACGUCAGCACCCCGGGUCUAGACUGCAGGCCUGACUGAACGCUUCAUGGGAAUCAUGUGGAGGGCUCCCCCUUGACGUUACUGAGCUUUUUGUCUAAAUCAUGAUCUCUGGUUGGGGCAGCCCCUGGUUCUCAAGCUCUGUGAUCAGAGCCAGUGACACAACAGGGUCAGUGACCUAUAGCUGCACUUCAGGAAAAAGAGCCCCACUGAUAAUAGCAUCCCUCCUGUUUUGUCCUGUGCACCUGGGUCCUCAGGCCAGAAGUUGGGCACACUGGUGCUUAUAGACUGGGUAGAGGACUCUGUCUUCCUGGCCCUUGGUCCCAAGCUGCCUAUAAUGUUGGUUUUACCAUGCCAUCCCCCUUCCCGGAGCCUAUCUUUUUAACCUUGAGUUUGCACUUGACCUUGACAAUCAGCCCCCUCUCCCAUUCCAGAACUUAGUGGCCUUAGAGAAUGGGUCCCUACGAUGAAGGUCCCUCCUUUGUUCCCAUUUCCAUCCUAGCUAAUGGGCUGGACCUCAGGAGGCAAGAGAGAAAGGAAGAAUUGUCGUUUUAAAGCAAAAGUAUGGAUCGAGCACGUUGGAGGUGAGUGAGAGGCACGUCGGCAAGAUGAGUGUGCGCGUGUUUGGGGUGGCUGGGGUUUACCGCCCCUUCCCCAAGAAGGAGGCUUCCAGAGAGGAGGUCUGCUAGGCAGAAAGGGAAGAGUAUGAGAAGGUUGAGAGAGGGUUUGGAGUCUGGAGUUUUGUCUUUAUUAGAAAGGAGGAGGAAGUCUACUCUGAGUGUUUCAGGAAGAAGACAGCAGGUAGGGAGGGAGUUUAGUGAUUCAACACCCAAGGGUCCAGCCAGAACAGGCUGGGAAAGCCCCAAGAUUCGGCUGUUAGAAGAAGCUGGCCUCAGGAAACAGCUACUUGCUGGGCCACAAGCUGGGUCCCCAGCGGGUUCUUAAUGGUCAUUGAUUUACUUAGUGGAAAGCGGGAAGUUGUCAGCAACAAACCAGUCUUCGAGUUUGAGGCCCUGGCUCCAGAACAUUCAUCCAUCUCUCCGUUUCCAGGCUGGGUUUCCCCGCCUCCCUUUGUCCAAUCCAGAGCUAGCCU